AUGCCCAUCGAAUUCGGCGGCUGGACGCUGCUAGCCCUGCACGAGCGACCACCAAGUCCAACCAGCAAAGGCACUUCCACAAUCCGGUACGCCUUCAUCCAUCAAGACCAGGACUCCCCAGAAGGACAGCAAGAUUACAACGUCCUCUCCGCCAAGACCUUCCUCUCCUCCUUCGCGCAGGGCCGCGAACUCGAAACCCUCGAAUCUCGCUGGCAGGAGGCUCUCGCUUGUCUGAGGCUUUCGAUGACGACGGCCGUGGAGAGGGGGCCUGAGACGGCGGCUUACAGCUUGCUGGAGCAGGCGGCUUUGAGACGAGGUGGAAGGGCGGCGAUGGAUGCGGAGACGUGUGGGGAUGUCGAGUUUGGAGUGGCGGAGUAUGAGGAGGUUGUAGAGGCGUUGGGGGCGGUGGAUUUGCUUAGAGAGAAGCCGAUUAAUCGCUCUGUGGAGGAGGGUGGGCCGCCUGCAGGAGGGAAUUGA
Messenger RNA from Zasmidium cellare ATCC 36951, 477 nucleotides. RefSeq lists its product as uncharacterized. Bases 1 to 477 code for a protein of 158 amino acids. Lineage: Eukaryota; Fungi; Ascomycota; Dothideomycetes; Mycosphaerellales; Mycosphaerellaceae. The record is from RefSeq and is a predicted model, not a curated record. The transcript has a single exon.